AUGCGUGAAAUUUGGGAGCAGCGUGAUCCCACUUUUCAUCAAGCGGAAUUGGAAUGUCUCGGGAGGGAACAACGAGAAAUUGUGACGGUAGACGACAGCGUUAAGGAUUCUCCUAUCAUCUUCGAAGAGGAAGAGAAACUCCCUAUUGUAGAAGAAGAUGAAGAUUCAAUAGAAAGUAGAGAUAUGAGUGCCUCAGUACCAGCGCACAGUGUUGUACGCCAUUCAUCUCAACAACUUGGCCUUUCUAAAGAAGCAAUCAUUCGUAAUGAAGAUGCAAUCACAUUGCUGUACGGCGCCCCUCCACCUAUUUCGGCUCAGCAAGCGCUAUUGGGAACCCCAAGGUGGACAUCUGAUUACGGAUGCUCCGAGUGUUACGUCGAAGGUGUUCGACUAGAAAGACGAGCCUGGAUUGCCGGCAAUGAAGAAGACACACGUCAAAGAAGUCGAGAGUCUUAUGAAGUCGGCGGCGAACUUGGGCAAUGUGGCAUAAUGAAGAAAACCGCAACAAUGCGCAUGAUUCUACCGUGCGAUUUCAUUGGAGAUGCGCUACACGUAUGCUCAGAAGGGGUGAUUCGCGAAGGCUGCGAGAAGUUGGAAGAUUGCCUCCUUAGCGUUUCCUCGCAUGCAUAUGCCAACAGUCUAAUACUCUCAAUUGAAGACAUGCAAAGCCAUGGAGUUGGAGGAGUUGUUUUUCCCUUGACAGCUGCUGCGAGAAUGAUUGCCUGUCCAACAGCAGCAACAGCGCUAUGGGACUACUGGCUUUGUUUGAAAAUAAUUUCAAGAUCUCGGACGAUGACAGCUCGAGAUAUUGGGAUUGCAAAGACAGUGGCCAAAGACACUAGAAAUUUGGAUAAAAAGCCGGCCUUCCAUAUAUACGAUGAAAUGCCACGAUUCGGAGUCGAUGUCCUUGGCUUCGGACGCCGGGAGCUAGAGAAUGGCGCCACAAAUCUUCAGGAAUCGACAUUCUUCAUGGAAUUGGGGGGCACCGAUGCUGAGAGGAAGAAAGCUUUGAGUGAACUUUAA
This is a messenger RNA of Cylicocyclus nassatus, 1023 nucleotides long. The record is from the annotation of a GenBank genome assembly. NCBI's taxonomy places the organism in Eukaryota, Metazoa, Nematoda, Chromadorea, Rhabditida, Strongylidae.